Carya illinoinensis is the source of this 1373-nucleotide messenger RNA. Its product is annotated as RRP15-like protein. The coding region runs from base 268 to 1188 and encodes 306 amino acids. Lineage: Eukaryota; Viridiplantae; Streptophyta; Magnoliopsida; Fagales; Juglandaceae. The record is from RefSeq and is a predicted model, not a curated record. Gene Ontology annotation, biological process: maturation of 5.8S rRNA; maturation of LSU-rRNA. Gene Ontology annotation, cellular component: preribosome, large subunit precursor. The transcript is spliced from 8 exons.
UUUUUGAAAAACUCAGAGCGGUUUUGGUAAAACCCUAGUUAUAUUUUUGUACCCACCAGAGCCUGGAGGAAAGCAGCAGCACAACUCCGACCCUCCUUAUUCCAAGUAAACCUUAACCCUAGAUUCCCUUUACCUAUGCCCUGAAAUCGAAAUCUCAUCUUAUAAAAAAGACCCCAUUUUUCUUUUACGUGGAAUCGUUGGUUUAGCUGUUUGAUUAGCUCUGAGAAAUUUAGACUUCGACUGGUUGCAAAGUUAGCGAGGUGGGGCAUGGCUGAAGAAACCCUCGUGGCAGAACCAGCAAAGGUUCCGAGGAAUAGGAGGUUAACGAAGAAGAAGGCCUCUAGGGCUAAGAAAAACCCAAAGAAACCAAUGUUAGAGGGCAUUGGUCCGAACAUCAUCAAGGUUAAGAAGAUUGACGGGAAAAUGAAGAAACUGUUCCGCAAGCGAGCGCGAGAGUAUAAUUCGGAUGAGGAUAAUGACAACGACUCUAUGGCCGUCAUUGAAGAUGACGAAUCUUCCGAGCUAGAAGAAGUGGCUAUGGAUAAUGGAGCUUCCGAUGAUGAAGAAAAUGAUGAAAUUCUUCCCGGAAUUACGAAGUUUGUGGAGGGUUGUAGAGCAUUCAGGAUUGCAUUCAGGAGUAUUAUCAAGAAGAGUGUGACUGAUGAUUCACUUGGUCCGGUGCUGUCGGCGCACAAGAAGCUCAUUGGAGAAAAGCUUGCAGAAGAGGAGGCUGAGAGGAAGAUCAAGGGUGAUACCAAGAAGGAAAAGCUCUUGGUGGGAGAAAGGGGGCAUGUUAAACCUGAUAAUUAUUUGGAUUCGCAUGCAAAGUUCCUAGUAGGCGUUGCUACAAAAGGAGUGGUCAAGUUGUUUAAUGCUGUCACUAAAGCACAAAAUGCUCAGAAAGGUCUGAAUCCUUUGAGGUCUAAGGAUGCAAAAGCACUGAGGAAGCGGAGGAAAGAAACCUUUUUCUCAGAGUUGGGCAAAGCCUCACAGCCAGCAGCUGAUACCCCUGCUAAGGGUCGUACAUCUACUAGCCAGGUGGAUGUAGAAGGGCCUUCCUGGGCUCCGUUGCGUGAUAAUUACAUGUUAACUAAUUCUAAGCUGAAGGACUGGGAUAAGUUUCCUGAAGCCAGUGUAGCAGAUGACUUCAGAAGCAUGUCAGAACAUGGUAAUUCUGACGAUUAUUAAUGUUUUGGAACUUAAUUAAGAUUGCCGUGAUUGUUUGUCAGGCAAACUUUCUGUCAGCUCAGGGAAACCAAAAUUUUGUUUCUUUUACCACAUAGGAAGUUAAUUAUGCUUUGAAAUAUAUUAUUUAUAAUAUUAUUGUCGAAAGUAAUGUGUUGUUUAUAAUAUAUCAAUGAUUUUUUUUGUUA